AUGACAUUGACCAAUCAUGAACCAUCAUCAUCAUUGAUGGAUAUCAAUGGACCAAUAUUAGAAACACCACAUAGUAAUCAUCAACAACAACAAUAUACACCUGCUAUUCACUAUCCAGGUGGUAAUGAUCUUAUAGCUGCCACUCCUAUGUCAUCAUCUUACUAUCAUCAUAAUGUUCUUUAUGGUUCAAUACAGCCUCAUCAUCAUCAACAACAACAAUUACAACCACAUACAUUAUCACCAUUAUUGCCAAUAGCAGAUGAUGUCGAUAUGUUCGAUCAUCAUCAUCAUCAUCAUAAUCGACAUACAGAAUUGUUAUCAAAUCAUCAUCAACAACAACAAUCGAUAUCAAUAUCAUUAAAUGAGCAGCAAUCAUCCAAAUAUAAUGAUAAUCAUCAUCAUAAUCAAACGAAUAAUAUGAUAGAAUUUUAA
Dermatophagoides farinae (American house dust mite) is the source of this 432-nucleotide messenger RNA. The record is from RefSeq and is a predicted model, not a curated record. NCBI's taxonomy places the organism in Eukaryota, Metazoa, Arthropoda, Arachnida, Sarcoptiformes, Pyroglyphidae.